AUGAAUAUUUUGUCUUGGAAUGUUAGAGGUCUAGGUGACCUCAAUCACAAGAAAGAUGUUCGGUUUCUGGUGUCUCGUUUCAAGCCUACUGUUUUGAUUUUACAGAAAACUAAACUUCUUAGUCCCACCAUCUUUGGUGUUAGGGAAGUUUGGGGUCUUGGAUUUGUGGAUUUUCUGGGUGUUGAUUAUGUGGGUGCUUUUGUGGGGCAAUGGAUUUUGUGGGAUCCCACUGUUUUGCAGUCUUUUUGCUCUGCUAAAAAGGAUAAUUUUCUGAUGGCUGGUUUUGUGGGGCCGGGUAUUGAUUUUCAUUGGGGCUUAUUAAAUGUUUAUGGUCCUCAUGCUUUGCCUCAAAAAGAACUUUUUAUUAAUGAUAUAUCUACUUUCAUUAGGAGUUUUUCUUUUCCUAUUUGUUUGGGUGGGGAUUUUAAUUUCAUUAGAUGGCUUGAUGAAAGUAGCUAUGGUGGACCGAUUACGUCUUCCAUGCGCAUGUUUAAUAGAUUUAUUGAGUCUCAUGCUCUGCUAGAUCUGCCCAUUUCUGGCAUAUCUUUCACUUGGACUAAUGGCAGUGCCUCAAACUUAUCAAUGUCCAAAUUAGAUAGAUUUUUGGUGUUUGCAGAGUGGUCAGAGUUCUUUCCCCUUGCAGCGGAGCUUCGCAGGAUCGAUGAGAUGUAUUGGAAGCAGAGCUCCAGGAUCAAAUGGUUGAAGGAAAGUGAUUUAAAUACUAAAUUCUUCCAUGCCAUUGCAAAUGCUAGGAGAUGUCAGAAUGAUGUCUCUAGGCUUUUGAUUAAUUGA
Molecule: messenger RNA, 792 nt
Organism: Amborella trichopoda
Lineage: Eukaryota; Viridiplantae; Streptophyta; Magnoliopsida; Amborellales; Amborellaceae
Source: RefSeq, a predicted model, not a curated record